AAAUAUUUUUUUGAGACAAUUAUUUCACCGUGGUGAGGUUUUGGUGUCCAGCCGUUAAUUAGUGUGGAUCUUCUUCCUCGCUCGAAGGCUUUAACUGGUGGUGGCCAUCUCACUGCAUUUUGACAUCAUGACUGGCCGAUCGCUCGAGAAGAAGCUGCAGUACCUCAAGGAGGAAGCAGCAGACCUCGCAGAGUACUUGUCGGACGAAGAAAACGACCACAAGAACGACGACGCUGCCAAUGCUGCUGCGAUUGAGGCUGCUGUCAACGACUACUCGAAUUGUGUCGUUGUCGAGAAGGCGCCCCAAGUGACAUCUGCCAAGUACGACAAGUUGCUGGCCGUGUUCAACAAGCUCGUGUCCCAAAUCGGGCCCGUUGUUGCCAUGGACAUGCCGUACCUUCCUGGUGCGGCGGAUCCCUUGACGGGAGGGUACCUGUUCAUCGAGUUCGAAACCGAAGCCGAUGCGAAGAAAGCCGUCACGACGUUGCACAACUUUGCCCUCGACAAGAAGCACACGCUGCAAGCUUACUUGUACCAAGAUAUUCAGAAGCACGCCAAUGUGUCGGACACGUACGUCCCGCCGACCCGUCCAGAAUUUGUGCCGCGCCCGAACUUGAACACGUGGCUGGCGGACCCGACAUCGCGCGACAUGUUUGUCUUGCGCCACGGCUCAGAAACCGAGCUGUACUGGAGCGAUCAAGGCCGCCCGGAACUCUUGUACGAUGGCGCGCGCGAAAAGGUCAAUGGCAAGCAAUGGUGCUCGCAGUACGUGGCGUGGAGUCCCCUCGGAACGUACCUUGCCACCUUUCAUCCCCAAGGUCUGGCGCUCUGGGGUGGGGACUCGUGGGAAAAGACUGCCCGUUUUGCUCACCGUCAAGUCAACGUGGCGCUCUUUUCGCCGCAAGAGAACUACCUCAUCACGUCAAACGGCCUCGAGGGUGACAACGGGAUCAUGGUGUGGGAUGUCGCGACCGGCAAGCUGCUCCGUGGGUUCCCCUUGGGUGCCAAGGGCCCGAACGCGCCGCUGGACACUCCAUUCAAGUGGAGUCCAGAUGACAAGUACGUUGCUCGCCGCGGGAAGGAUGCUAUUUCGAUCUACGAGUUGCCGUCGAUGAAGCUCCUCGACAAGAAGUCGCUCAAGGCCGACGGUGUUGAGGACUUUUUCUGGAGCCCCGCUGGCAAGAGCACGCUCGCGUACUGGGCGCCAGAAGCGUCCAACUCGCCGGCCCGCGUCUCGCUCGUCGAGAUCCCAUCGCGCCGCGAAAUCCGCCAAAAGAACUUGUUCAACGUGGCCGACUGCCAUAUCCAGUGGCACCCGAGCGGCCAGUUUCUCAGUGUCAAGGUCACGCGCCACUCCAAGUCGAAGAAGACGGUAUUUACCAACUUUGAAAUCUUCCGCACCCACGAAGCGCUCGUUCCAGUCGAGAUGCUUGAAAUGAAGGACGCGGUCCGAGCGUUUGCGUGGGAACCAAAAGGCUCUCGUUUUGCCAUCAUCCACGGCGAGAACGCGACUCGCCUGAAUGUGUCCUUCUACGACUGCAACGGCGGCCCCCGCAACAACGAAGUCACGUUAUUGUACACAGAGACGGAGAAGGCAGUGAACGCGCUCUUUUGGUCGCCGUACGGGAACAACAUCGUGCUGGCGGGCAUGGGCGAACUCAACGGCACUCUCGAGUUCUGGGACGUCGACGAGCGCCAGAGCAUCUCGAUCCAAGAGCACUUUAAGUUUAGCCACUUGGAAUGGGACCCGUCCGGUCGCGUCGUCACCACGUCCGUGUGCCAGCCCAUCCACGUACGCCCCGUCCUUGCACGGCUCGUCCUGACGACGCUCUCGUAGAACUACAAUGCCAAGUACACGAUGGACAAUGGGUACAACCUGUGGACGUUCCAGGGCAAGCUCCUGGAAGAGAAGAAGAAGGACCAGUUUUACCAGUUCUUGUGGCGGCCACGACCCAAGAGCCUCCUCUCAGAUGCCGAGUACAAGGACGUGCUCAAGAACCUGAAAAAGUACGUCAAAAAGUUCACCGACCUCGACAAGAAGCGCGAGAAGGAACGGUUGGCCGCGGAAGAGGCCCAGAAGAAGGCGCUCGCCGAAGCGUUCCGGGCGCGGAUUGCCGAACUCAACGAGCUUGCCAAGAGCCGCCGUGCGCAGCACAUUGCGAUUGUCGGGGGCUACGACAGUGACGACGAAGACAACUUUGUGGUCAAGACAACCGUCGACGACGUUAUCACGAGCCAGGUCGAAGAGACUAUUCCAAAGUUGUAGAUGCAAAUAUCCACAAGUCAUUAUCACGUGCGUCUCUUCCAUCCUGAUGCGGGAACAGUCCUAGCCAGUAUGCAACGAACUACCUUCCAAUGACACGUCCAUUCACGAACGUCGAGGAAUGGCGGCGUCAACUCAAUCGAGGAUCAGCCGUCGACAAAUCAGCUCACAAUGGAACAACGCACCGGCUGGGACUGUCGACGCUAUCUACUCGCUCUGCUGCAACAAAACCAACACAACGAAGUACCUCAUGCACACACAAUAUUUA
This is a messenger RNA of Aphanomyces invadans, 2531 nucleotides long. RefSeq lists its product as hypothetical. Bases 128 to 1837 code for a protein of 569 amino acids. Gene Ontology annotation, biological process: translational initiation. The transcript is spliced from 2 exons. NCBI's taxonomy places the organism in Eukaryota, Oomycota, Saprolegniomycetes, Saprolegniales, Verrucalvaceae. Gene Ontology annotation, cellular component: eukaryotic translation initiation factor 3 complex. The record is from RefSeq and is a predicted model, not a curated record. Gene Ontology annotation, molecular function: RNA binding; translation initiation factor binding; translation initiation factor activity.